This is a messenger RNA of Chanos chanos (milkfish), 3492 nucleotides long. RefSeq names its product solute carrier family 12 member 5a (gene slc12a5a). Gene Ontology annotation, molecular function: potassium:chloride symporter activity. The transcript is spliced from 26 exons. The record is from RefSeq and is a predicted model, not a curated record. Lineage: Eukaryota; Metazoa; Chordata; Actinopteri; Gonorynchiformes; Chanidae. Gene Ontology annotation, biological process: cell volume homeostasis; chloride ion homeostasis; potassium ion homeostasis. The coding region runs from base 1 to 3492 and encodes 1163 amino acids. Gene Ontology annotation, cellular component: plasma membrane.
AUGAGCCAGAGGUUUACGGUGACUGCUUUUUCCAAAAGCGACAACGAGCGCCACGCGUCAGAAAUCCAAGGAGAAGUCAACCAACUGUUCGAGGGUGACGAACCCACACCGGGCUCCUCAGACAAAGAGGGUGCUACUAAUCUCACGGAGGAGGUGCUGAAAGGAGAUGGCAACCCCAAGGAGAGCAGUCCCUUUAUCAACAGCAGUGACCCAGAAAAGAGUCAACAAUAUGAUGGCAAAAACAUGGCCCUGUUUGAGGAGGAGAUGGACACCAGUCCCAUGGUAUCGUCCCUGCUCAGCAGUCUGGCAAACUACUCCAACCUGACGCAGGGUAGCAAAGAGCAUGAGGAGGCAGAGAACAAUGAGGGCUCUCGCAAGAAACCCGUACAGGCUCCUCGGAUGGGAACUUUGAUGGGCGUGUAUCUGCCCUGCCUGCAGAACAUUCUGGGAGUGAUUCUGUUUCUGAGAAUGACCUGGAUGGUCGGCAUAGGAGGAGUCAUCGAAGCCUUCGUUAUUGUACUCAUGUGCUGCUCCACGACCAUGCUAACUGCAAUCUCUAUGAGUGCUAUUGCUACCAAUGGAGUGGUACCAGCCGGAGGCUCCUACUACAUGAUCUCACGUUCAUUGGGACCAGAGUUUGGUGGUGCUGUGGGCAUUUGCUUCUAUCUGGGCACCACCUUCGCUGGAGCCAUGUAUAUCCUGGGUUGCAUUGAGAUCCUGCUGAUCUAUAUAGUGCCUCAGGCAGCCAUUUUUAAGAUGGAGGGUUUGGAGGGUCCAGAGGCUGAGGCGGCCAUGUUGAAUAACAUGCGCGUCUACGGCACCAUUGUGCUAAGUUUCAUGGCAUUGGUGGUGUUUGUGGGAGUGAAGUAUGUCAAUAAGCUGGCGUUGGUUUUCCUGGCCUGCGUCAUCUGUUCCAUCCUGGCUGUUUAUGCCGGCGUCAUCAAAACGGCCUUCGAGCCCCCGGUCUUCCCGGUAUGUGUGCUGGGGAACAGGACACUGGUGUGGAAGGGCUUUGAUGUGUGCGCCAAAGUGAUUGAGCGAGACAACGUUACAGUCACCACCAAACUGUGGAGGCUCUUCUGUGACUCAGAGUUCCUCAAUGCUACCUGUGAUGACUAUUUCAUUAACAACAACAUCUCAGAGAUCCAAGGCAUACCCGGAGUUACCAGCGGCAUUCUGAAAGAGAACCUGUUUGGUAAUUAUAUGGAGAAGGGGUCAUACAUAGAGAAGACUGGACUGUCUUCAGUAGAGGACCCCGACACCACGCCCACUAACACUAACCGUUAUGUGCUGGCUGACAUCACCAGCUUCUUCACCCUGCUGGUGGGAAUUUAUUUCCCCUCAGUCACAGGGAUCAUGGCUGGCUCUAACCGCUCUGGUGACCUACGGGAUGCUCAGAAGUCCAUCCCCAUCGGCACCAUCAUGGCCAUCACCACCACUUCAUUCAUCUACAUGUCCUCAGUGGUGUUGUUUGGGGCCUGCAUUGAGGGAACAGUACUAAGGGAUAAGUUUGGUGAGGCAGUCAGAGGGAACUUGGUCAUAGGUACACUGGCCUGGCCGUCUCCGUGGGUCAUUGUGUUCGGCUCUUUCUUCUCCACCUGUGGGGCGGGGCUACAGAGUCUGACGGGCGCCCCACGCCUCCUGCAAGCUAUCGCCCGUGAUGGCAUAGUGCCAUUCCUGAGAGUGUUUGGUCAUGGGAAAGCUAAUGGAGAGCCAACCUGGGCUCUGCUCCUGACUGCCACUAUCUGUGAGAGUGGAAUUCUCAUUGCUUCUCUUGACUCUGUCGCUCCAAUCCUCUCCAUGUUCUUUCUAAUGUGCUACAUGUUUGUAAACUUGGCUUGUGCCUUACAAACCUUGCUCAGAACACCCAACUGGAGACCUCGCUUUAAGUUCUACCAUUGGGCUCUGUCCUUCCUGGGCAUGAGUCUGUGUCUGUCGCUCAUGUUCAUCUGCUCCUGGUACUACGCCAUCGUUGCCAUGGCGAUCGCAGGCUGCAUCUACAAGUACAUCGAGUUCCGCGGGGCGGAGAAAGAGUGGGGUGAUGGGAUACGUGGGCUGUCCCUGAGUGCCGCCCGAUUCGCUCUCAUGAGACUGGAGGAGGGGCCACCACACACCAAGAACUGGAGGCCUCAGUUGCUGGUGUUGGUCAGUGUGGAUGCAGAGCAGAAUGUGGAGCAGCCACGCCUCUUGUCAUUGACCAGUCAGCUUAAAGCAGGGAAGGGCCUGACUAUCGUGGGCACUGCCCUGGAGGGCACCUACCUGGACAACCACCCACAGGCCCAGCAGGCUGAACAGUCUCUCCGUAAACUGAUGGAGACUGAGAAGGUGAAGGGUUUCUGUCAGGUGGUCAUCUCCUCCAACAUUCGAGAUGCUACGUCCCAUCUCCUCCAGGCAGGAGGCCUCGGAGGUUUACAGCACAACUGUGUACUGGUUAGCUGGCCACGCAACUGGAAACAACCCGAGGAUCACCAAAACUGGAGGAACUUUCUAGAGUUGGUGAGGGAGACCACUGCUGCCAGCCUUGCCCUGCUGGUGCCCAAAAACAUCGCUGCGUUCCCGUCUAACGGCGAGCGUUUCACAGAGGGGCACAUAGAUGUAUGGUGGAUUGUCCAUGACGGAGGAAUGCUCAUGCUGCUGCCCUUCCUCCUCCGCCAGCACAAGGUGUGGAGGAAGUGUAAGAUGCGUAUCUUCACCGUGGCUCAGAUGGACGAUAACAGCAUCCAGAUGAAGAAGGAUUUGACCACCUUCCUCUACCAUCUCCGUAUCGACGCUGAGGUGGAAGUCGUUGAGAUGCACGACAGUGAUAUCUCAGCCUACACCUAUGAGAAGACCCUUAUGAUGGAGCAGCGUUCUCAGAUUCUGAAACAGAUCAACCUCACCAAGACAGAGCGCGAGCGUGAGAUUCAGAGCAUCACAGACAGUUCCCGCGGAUCCAUCCGCCGUAAGAACCCAGCCGCAGUCACCACCCAGCUGAGCGUGACGGAGGAGCCGGCCGGGAGCAGCAGCAAGGAGGAGAAACCUGAGGAGGAGUCUGUCACUGUGUCCCCGCCCACACAGGAGCAGCUAAUUCACGACAAGAGUACCAACCCCCCCACCCCUGCCACUCCCCAGUCCCCCAUCACCGAGGGCGCUCCGACCCCAGGCGAGACCGUCCAGAUGACCUGGACCGAGGCCAAGUGUGACGGAGAGCAGGCCAAGCCGCCUGGCACCACCACACCACAGGGCAUCAAAGACCUCUUCAACAUGAAACCAGAGUGGGAGAACCUGAACCAGUCCAACGUCAGGCGCAUGCACACUGCUCUCAGACUUAAUGAAGUCAUCAUCAAAAAGUCCCAGGAGGCCAAACUGGUUCUUCUCAACAUGCCUGGGCCGCCCAAAAACAGGACAGGAGAUGAGAACUACAUGGAGUUCCUAGAGGUUCUCACUGAAGGUCUCAAUCGGGUUCUCCUUGUACGUGGAGGAGGUCGUGAGGUCAUCACCAUCUACUCCUGA